CAUGUAACUAAGAGAACUGCGCCGACCGGCCCCGGCUCGUUCGCUUGUCCAGCAGGGCCGCGCCCAUCCGCCCCCGGGGUGGGGGUCGGGUUGUGAACGCUGGCAGGACCCACCGUGGGGUUCACACACGGCUCAAUGGCAUCGCCAAAGAGAUUGCAGGGUCUCACAGCAGCUACAAUCACUCCAAUGACUCCAGAUGGAGAAAUUAACCUCUCUGUGAUUGGGCAAUAUGUGGAUUAUCUUAUAAAAGAGCAGGGUGUGAAGAAUGUUUUUGUGAAUGGCACAACAGGAGAAGGGCUGGCACUGAGCACCCAGGAGAGGAAGCAGCUGGCAGAGGAGUGGGUGACCAAAGGGAAAAACAAGUUGGAUCAUGUGAUCAUUCACGUGGGAGCAUUAAAUCUACCAGAGGCAAAGGAACUGGCCAAACAUGCAGCUGUAAUAGGAGCCAGUGGUAUCGCUGCGAUUGCCCCCUUUUUCAAACCUACAAACAAAGAUACAUUGGUUGCUUUCUUACGGGAAGUUGCAUCUGAAGCCCCUGGCAUUCCAUUUUAUUACUAUCACAUUCCUUCUUUAACAGGUGUAAAGAUUCGUAUUGAGGAGCUGCUGGAUGGUAUAAAAGAACAGAUCCCCACCUUCCAGGGGGUGAAGUUCAGUGACACAGACCUCUUGGACUUUGCACAGUGUGUGAAGAACAACAAAGAGCAGUUUGUGCUACUCUAUGGGGUGGAUGAGCAUCUGCUGAGCGCACUGGCAAUGGGAGCAUCUGGGGCAGUUGGAAGCACAUACAACUACCUGGGCAAAAGAAACAACUUGAUGUUGGGCUUUGCAAAGCAAGACCUUGCAUUAGCACGACAGCAUCAGUUCUGUACUGGAGAAUUUCUCAGCUUUGUAUUCAAACUAGGUUUUGGUGUUGCACAGACUAAAGCAGUCAUGAGUUUUACCUCAAGGAUUCCAAUGGGUCCCCCACGGCUUCCGCUCCUGAGUGCCUCUGUGGAUUUUAUUGAGAAAGCAAAAGCUAAAAUGGAUAGCCUGAUUAUGUGACUGUCCCAGCAGUUGAUCUGAUAUUAAUAUGGAUCUGGAGGUUUGGGGCCUCUGCUUUUGUGAUUCAUCACUCAAAGAGUUCUCGUUGGGGGGGACACUGACUCAAUGAGAUUUCCAUCAGUUAAUUUGUAAUAAGUGACUUCCUAUCAAGGAUGGCCUUGUUAGUCUAUGUCUUGCUUUCUUUCCUUUAGCAUUACCCAAAGGGGGAACUUUUAUAAUACAGGUGAAUUCUGUUCAUAUGAAUGGCCUGGAGGACAUCUGAGACCUUUGGAUAACCAGGUGUUCAGAUAAAUGGAAGUGCUAUUUUUAGCUGCAGUUUCACAGGUCUGGUCUACACUUCAAAUUGAGGUCAGCCUAGCUACGUUGUUAAGAUGCCCUAACCUCUCUGGUAGAUGUGGCUAGGUCAAUGGAAGAAUUCUUCUGUUGACCUAGUUACUACCUCUUGGAGAGGUGGAUUACACCUAUUGAGGGCACACCCCCUUCUGUCGCUGUAGGAAACGUCUACACUAUGGCGCCACAGCGGCACAGUUCCAGUGCCAUAGCCGUGCCGCUUGAGUGACUGUAGUGUAGACAAAGCCACUGUUUCAUGCUGCAGUGAUGCCAGUCCCAGAGGGAGGAGGGGAGAAAAGGAUCUGGUAUCACUGCAGAAUGAAAGGCUGGAGGGUGGGGGAGACAAAGAGGAGGAUGGGAGAGAGAAAAGAAAGGAGGUAGAGGGGAAGGAGCCACAGGAGACAGGAGCCUUCUUGACAGCCCAGGAUUCCACAAGCACCAGUACAGAUACUGUAGUGAGGGGUACAGCUGCCUGGCUCCCUCCCCACAGCUGUCAGCGCUAAAAGUGCUCAAACAACACCAAGGAGGUUUUUGUCUCCUGCAGCUAUUCCCCCUCUUAACUACAUUUUGGAUCCCCAAGAGUGUGAUCUGAAAGAACAGUGUAUCCCCCAUGCGUGUAAUGAGCUGCUAAGAGGUUAUCUGAAUCAGCACAAUUAAUUGGGCUAUUCAGUUAAUUGAAAUUUGAACUUUGCCUGUAGUUACCUCUGCCCUAUGGUGCACAAAAGCAAGGUAUGCUUCUAAUGAAGCAAACUUAUAAGGGUAUGUCUGUACUGAAAAUGCUACAGCAGCACAGCUGCAG
Molecule: messenger RNA, 2170 nt
Organism: Mauremys reevesii (Reeves's turtle)
Lineage: Eukaryota; Metazoa; Chordata; Testudines; Geoemydidae
Product: N-acetylneuraminate lyase-like
Biological process (GO): N-acetylneuraminate catabolic process
Molecular function (GO): N-acetylneuraminate lyase activity; 4-hydroxy-tetrahydrodipicolinate synthase activity
Source: RefSeq, a predicted model, not a curated record